Emiliania huxleyi CCMP1516 is the source of this 1089-nucleotide messenger RNA. RefSeq lists its product as hypothetical. NCBI's taxonomy places the organism in Eukaryota, Haptophyta, Isochrysidales, Noelaerhabdaceae. The transcript is spliced from 4 exons. Bases 1 to 1089 code for a protein of 362 amino acids. The record is from RefSeq and is a predicted model, not a curated record.
AUGACGCUCUUCUUCCCACGACGCUCGCGCCCCAUCGUCCUGCUCCUCGCCUGCCUCGCCUUCCCGCAGCGGAGCGCCGCGCAGCAGUGCACCGGCCAGCCCGAUGCGGCUCCUCCUGGGCUCGACCGCAGCCGGUUCGAGGUCGCCGCCCGCUGGGCCGACGCCUUUGUCUCCUCUGGCCGCCUGCCCGGCUUAGUGGUGGCCGUGCAGCGCGACGGCGACCUCUUCGUGCACGCGGCCGGCGCAUACGCUGCCGACACCAUCUUUCGCGUGUGCUCGAUGACCAAGGCGAUCGUCGGCGUGGCGGCGGCAUCGCUGAUCGAGGACGGGCUCCUCCCGCGCGGGCUCGACACCGAGGUCGCCGCGCUGCUGCCCGAGUGGGCGGACAUGCGGGUGGCCGAGGUCUGCGCGCCGAGCGAGCCGGACGCGGCGUGCCCGCUGCGCGAGGCUGGCCACCGCUUCCGUCUCGUCCCGGCGCACCGCAACAUCACCGUCGAGGACCUGCUCACGCACCGCGCGGGCCUCACCUAUGCCUUUUUCCGGGAGCACUUUGACACGUCGCGGUGGCAGCCGUCGGCGGACGUGGCCGCCGCGCUGAUGCGCGAGCGCGGCGACACGGACGUGCUCGGCCGCGUGCUCGAGGUCGUCUCCGGGCGGCCGCUCGGUCAGCUUCUGGCGGAGAGGGUGCUCCGCCCGCUCGGCAUGAACGAUACGGCCUUCCUCCUCUCGCCGGACGACGCGGACAGGCGCGCGAGACUCGCCGAGCUCUUCCACGCCCCGGGCGGGUCGCUGCGGAGCUGCAAGGGGGCGGCCGCGGCCGCGUGGUGCGCGAGCGCGCAGGCGGCGUACGUGGGAGACGGCUCCUCCGUCGCGCUGCAGUCGGGCGGGCUCGCGCCAGCGGGGGACCACGCCUUCCGGAACCUCGACAGCGAGCGGCCCGCCGGCAGCGUGCCCGAGUCGGAAGGCCACGGCGAGCGGCUGGCCGCGGUGGCGAUGUCGCAGUGCCACGGUUUCGACCAGUUCUGCCGCGACCGCGGCGAAGAGCUGCACCGCGGGCUGCGCGACGUGGCCCACGGUCUGCUGCCGUGA